CAGUCAACAUCCCUAUCACAUCUGCCAGGGUCAACAUGUGGAUAGCAAAACUCCUGCUUGCCUUUCUGCUUAUUCUGUGUGCAGAAGGCAAAAUUAGGAAACGAAACACUCUGCAUGACUACACCAAAACGUCAGACACCACUUUAGCUAGGAUUAACAAGGCACUUGAGGUGAAAACAAAAUAUUUCAACACGACAGAGAACUGUGCCAAAAGAUGCAGUCGUAACAAAGGACUUUCAUUUACUUGCAAGGCGUUUGCUUUUGAUAAAAGCACAAAGAGAUGCCACUGGUUUUCUUUCAAUAGCUUGUCACAAGGAGUUAAGAAGAAAUUUGAUCGUGCAUUUGAUCUGUAUCAAAAGAAAGAUUAUGUAAGAGACUGUAUUCAUGGAAAAGGUAGUACCUACAAGGGAUCAAGAAAUGUAACUAAAAGUGGACUACAAUGCCAAUCGUGGAAUUCAAUGUAUCCACAUGAACAUAGCUUUUUGCAUUCGAGCUAUCGAGGUAAAGAUCUCACGGAAAACUAUUGUCGGAAUCCCAAAGGAGAAGAAGGAGGGCCUUGGUGCUUUACUCAAAACCCACAAAUUCGCCAUGAAGUGUGUGAUAUUCCUUUGUGCUCACAAGUGGAAUGUGUGACGUGCAAUGGGGAACAUUACAGAGGAGUGAUGGAUUACACAGAGACAGGAAAAGAAUGUCAGCGAUGGGAUUUGCAGAGGCCACAUAAGCACAAAUUUCGUCCCGAGCGAUAUCCUAGCAAGGGACUGAAUGAUAAUUACUGCCGCAACCCUGAUGGCAAAGCUAGACCAUGGUGUCACACACUUGACCCUCUCACCCCCUGGGAGUUCUGUGCAAUUAAGCCCUGUGCACACAGCAUUGUCAACAAUACUGAUAUUACAACAGAAUGCAUUAAGGGACAAGCAGAAGGAUAUCGUGGAACUGUCACAACAACAUACAAUGGAAUCCAGUGUCAGAGGUGGGAUUCCCAGUUUCCACAUCAACAUAAUUUCACUCCAGAAAACUACAAGUGCAAGGACUUAAGAGAAAAUUUCUGUAGAAAUCCUGAUGGGUCUGAGUCUCCAUGGUGUUUCACUACUGAUCCAAAUACCCGAAUUGGGCACUGCUCUCAGAUACCAAAAUGUGAUGUUUCCACUCAUCAAGAGUGUUACUAUGGCAAUGGCAUCACCUAUAGGGGCACAAUAUCUAGAACACGAUACAGGCUGCAGUGUACAAUGUGGGAGAAGAACAUGGGUGAUGUACGAAGGCAUACAUUCAAGGAGCCAGACAUAUCCAUGCUUGAAAAAAAUUACUGUCGUAAUCCAGACAAUGAUGCCCAUGGACCAUGGUGCUAUACAGACAAUCCCUUAAUGCCCUGGGAUUAUUGUCAGAUCUCUAGAUGUGAAGGCGAUACCACCCCAACAAUGACAAAUGUUGACAAUCCAGGUUCAUGUGCAUCAACUAAACAGCUAAGGGUAGUAAAUGGAAGUCCAGCGCAGGGCAACGAUGGAUGGAUGGUCAGUCUGCGAUACAGGAACAAACAUAAAUGUGGAGGAUCUCUUGUAAAUGAGAAGUGGGUUUUAACAGCAAGUCAGUGUUUUCUCUCUGGAAAUGUUGACCUCAACGACUAUGAAGCAUGGCUGGGAGUCCACAACAUCUACAGGAGAACACAGGAUCAUAGACAAAUUUUCAGUAUUUCACAGCUGGUUCAUGGACCAAAGGGAUCAAACCUUGUUCUUUUAAAACUUUCCAGAUCUGCAGUGCUUAAUAAGUAUGUAGCACAGAUCAAACUGCCAAAUUAUGGAUGCACAAUUCCAGAAAAAACAGAAUGCGCUGUAUAUGGAUGGGGACAUACAGGAACAAACGACUAUAAUGGCGAUCUUCAGCAUGGUAAAAUGAUUAUUGUUGGAAAUGAGAAAUGCAAUGAGUAUCACAAGGGAAGGAUUACUGUCAAUGAAUCUGAAAUUUGUGCCAUGAACGAGACUGCCAAUGUUGCACCCUGUGAGCGGGAUUAUGGUGGUCCUCUUGUUUGUGUGGAAAACAGAACAGACCUAGUACAAGGAGUGAUUAUACCUGGACGUGGUUGUGCUUCACAAAACAGGCCGAUCGUUUUUGUCAGAGUGGCAUAUUAUGCAAAAUGGAUACACAAGAUUAUAUUAACCUACAAAACUCCAUAAUUAUAGCAGAAUCAGAACUAUUUCAGUAAUUUUUUGCCUAUACUUGAUAGGGUUUGCAAAUGUAUUUAGUUUUUUUGUUUGUUUUUUUAAUUAAUUUAUUGUCACAAUCUCUUGUUGUUGAGUUGAUGUUGGAUGAACUGUGAUAUGUAGAAAAUGUGGUGAUGUAAUUCCUGAGUAUACUUGAACAACCUUUUUUAUGGACAAUA
Molecule: messenger RNA, 2374 nt
Organism: Nanorana parkeri
Lineage: Eukaryota; Metazoa; Chordata; Amphibia; Anura; Dicroglossidae
Gene: HGF
Product: hepatocyte growth factor
Exons: 18
Coding region: 36-2168 (710 amino acids)
Biological process (GO): negative regulation of apoptotic process; hepatocyte growth factor receptor signaling pathway; proteolysis
Molecular function (GO): serine-type endopeptidase activity; signaling receptor binding
Source: RefSeq, a predicted model, not a curated record